Molecule: messenger RNA, 1559 nt
Organism: Ctenocephalides felis (cat flea)
Lineage: Eukaryota; Metazoa; Arthropoda; Insecta; Siphonaptera; Pulicidae
Product: RE1-silencing transcription factor-like
Exons: 5
Coding region: 92-1237 (381 amino acids)
Biological process (GO): regulation of transcription by RNA polymerase II
Cellular component (GO): chromosome; nucleus
Molecular function (GO): DNA-binding transcription factor activity, RNA polymerase II-specific; sequence-specific DNA binding; chromatin insulator sequence binding
Source: RefSeq, a predicted model, not a curated record
UGCUGGAGAAUGAAUUUUAAAGAUCAAUAGUUGCUGAAAAUGCUAUAAAUUAAUAAAUGUGGUAAUUAAUUUUGAAGUUAUAACUAGUUAGAUGGAGUUUGGAAUAUGGAACAUUCAAGGAAAUUUAUGGUCUGCAAAUACAAUUGCUUAUUCCAAUGCUCCAGCUUUGUAUGCAAACAGAAUUCCACAAUUUCCAUUCCAUAAUGCUCAAAUUUCAGCUCUGCCUGAAAUAUUCAAAACAAAUUCCUCUAGAACAAUAAAUGCUGAAAAUGAAGGGCAGCAAAGUGAAUUUGAAUCAAAUGAUUCCAGCAGUCAUUCUAAUAUAUCUCAACAACAAAGAGAAACUCAGGCUGAACCCAAUACUGAUAAUGACAAUGCUGCAGAUUUCAUAAAUAAUUUUGGACUAAACAAUUUCAAGAUUGAAAAUUUUGCUUUUAUAAACCAACAAUUCAAUCCAGUAUAUAGUUUGAUGUUGAACCAUUUUAAUCAGCAACAAGAAUUUUCAAAUUCUGAAAAUGAAAUAGAUGAGACACAAGCCGAAGAUGGUUAUAAUGAAAGUAAUUUAUCUAAAAAUGAUGCAUUCGAAUGUACAGUGUGUCAGACUGUUCUGAAAAGCAAUGAGGAGCUUCAAAGACAUCUCGAAGUCAAGCAUUUUAAUAAUGAAGUUGUGGUUUCUACAAGAUCGUUUGUUCAAAAUGAAUCAACCAUUGAUGGAAAACUUUAUAAUGAAAAUUCUAAUAGUUCAACAAAGCGUCAGGACCGGUUAUCCUUGCAGAGGGUCAGAUAUGAAAGAGAAGAAUAUCGUUGUACAUUAUGCCCUUACACCUGCACGAUUGAAAAAGCAUUUUACAGACAUCUCAGGGCACAUUCAAAUGAUUCAAAUGAUACUACAAAAACAGGUUUUACACCUAGAAUCUCCUGUGUGAUUUGUGGUAAGGACCGUACAAGUGAAAAUGAAAUGUUAAAGCAUAUGCAAAAACAUAAGGAUAAUCGUCAUUUUUGUUGUGAUAUUUGUGUUUUUCGAACCGUACAACUCAAAAAGUUGAUUCAACAUAGAAGAAUGCACACAGGUGAAAAACCUCACUUGUGUCCACACUGCAUUUAUCGAAGUGCGAGACGAGAUAAUCUGCGUUCUCAUGUUCGUAGGGUUCAUAAAAAAGACAAUUUAUUUUGCGACACUUUUUCUCCUCGUGGUUUUAUGUUAUCGUCCAAAGCUAGAGAUAUCAAUAAGGAAUAAGAGCUGAUGUAGAAAAAUCCGUAUUAUAUGAUUUUUCUUAUGCGAACUGUGAUUGUUACAGUAGACUCGCGAUAGUCCGACAAAUACUUUAUAAGGAAUAAUGCCAUGGCAAUUAAUUUUUAGCUAUUUGGAAUAAGAAUUCUUUUUAAUCCCAGAAAAAUCAAAAUACAAUAUGACUAUCAAAUUAUAUACCAUACAAUAUAAUUCAAGAGGCAGAAUAAAUGUAUUUGAUUGGGUAAGAUUUGGUAAAAUUGAAAUUGAAUUUUUUUUUUAAAUUUAUACUUGAUUUAUGUUCAAAACGGAUGAAGAAAAUAUUAUUUUU